GCUCGCCUUUCCUCCUCGGCAGGCGCCGGAGGCGGACGCAGGAUCGGGGCCGCGGCGCACGUGCGAGCGUCAGGCUCGGCAGCGAGAGGAGGACGAGGAUGGGCCGCCCCGCGCGGGAUCCGCCGCUCGCGCUCCUGCUGGCUGCGCUGCUGCUGCCGCUGCUCCUCCUCGAGCGGCGCUGGGCGGCCGAAGCGGCUGCGGCGGCUUGUUCUGGCUGUGGAAAAUGUGACUGUAGUGGAGUAAAAGGGCAAAAAGGUGAAAGAGGUUUGCAAGGUUUACAAGGUUUGGUUGGAUUUCCUGGAAUACAAGGACCUGAAGGUCCCCCCGGCCCCCCAGGAAUGAAGGGUGAUAUUGGAGAACCGGGAUUACCAGGAACAAAAGGAACAAGAGGUGCACCAGGUCCAGCUGGCUACCCAGGAAAUCCUGGCCUUCCUGGCAUCCCUGGAGGAGACGGCCCCCCAGGGCCUUCUGGUAUCCCAGGAUGCAAUGGAACAAAGGGUGAAAGAGGUCCUCUUGGUCCCCAAGGUUUACCUGGAUUACCCGGAAAUCUAGGGCCUCCAGGACCUCCAGGAAUAAAGGGAGACCCAGGAGAAGUUAUUGGACUGAUACCUGACGGUGUACUAAAAGGUGAAAAAGGCUUUCCUGGUCACCCUGGAUUACCGGGAACACCUGGUUCACCAGGUAUUGCGGGCCCUGUUGGACCACCUGGACCUUCUGGAAAACCUGGUUCUCCAGGGCCACCAGGCCCCCCAGGUGAGAAGGGUCAUAUGGGUUUAAGCUUCCAAGGACCAAAGGGUGAUAAGGGUGAACGGGGUGCCAUGGGCCCUCCAGGUCCCCAGGGAACUGCUCCUCAACAGCAAGAGAAAGGAACCGUAGUAAUACGUGGAGAGACUGGUGCUCCUGGUGAAAAGGGUGACCCUGGAUCUCCAGGAUCACCAGGAUUAAGUGAGAAAGGGCAGAAAGGUGAACCUGGAAAACCUGGUCCACGGGGAAGACCUGGAAAGGAUGGAGAAAAUGGAGAGAAGGGAAGAACUGGAGAAACUGGCCCCCCGGGAUUUCCAGGACUGCCCGGAAUAAGUGGUCCUAAAGGAGAUAAGGGUGCAGCAGGUCCUUCAGGACCUCCAGGAAUAGUUAUAGGGAUUGGAGAUCAAGAAGUAAUAGGUGAGAAAGGCGACUCAGGUCCUCCAGGAAUUCCUGGACAAAAAGGUGAACCAGGUCAAAAAGGUUUUCCAGGUCUACCAGGGGCACCAGGUCUACCAGGGCAACCCAGUCCUGGGAUAAUAGGGGCACCUGGUUUUCCGGGCGAGAGAGGAGAAAAGGGUGACCGGGGGUCUCCUGGAUCUUCAUUGCCUGGGCCAAAAGGAAGAGAUGGACCUCCAGGACUUCCCGGUGUACCAGGGCUUCCAGGCCCACCUUUUGCAACAGAUGGAAUUCUGGAGUGCCAACCUGGGCAGCCUGGUGAUCCAGGCCCUCCUGGGCCUCGUGGCCAGCAUGGCUUCUUGGGAGAAAGGGGAGAAAAAGGGGUAAAAGGUGAUGGCUGUUUUACCUGUGAUGUACCCAGCCUAGCUGGUGAGCCAGGCCCCCAGGGGUUUCCAGGAGAACCAGGUGUUGCAGGACCAAAGGGUGCUAAAGGUGACAGGGGCCUUUCUGGAUUUGAGGGUCUUCCAGGAAUGACAGGACCUCCAGGUGUACCUGGACUGGCAGGAAGCCCAGGAGCAAAAGGGGAACCUGGAGAUGUUUUUUUUGACUCUGAUUUAAAAGGUGAUAAAGGAGAUCCAGGAUUCCCUGGACCUCCAGGUGUUCCUGGAAGAGAAGGAAGACCAGGGCGGGAUGGCCUGCCAGGUGCCCCAGGUCUUAAAGGUGCAUCGGGAACAAUUGGGUUAAAAGGAGAACGUGGCCUCCCAGGAAUAAGUGGUUUUCCAGGACCCCGUGGAGAGAGAGGUUUUCCUGGUUCCCCAGGGGUCGGGCCCUCUGGGCCACCUGGUGAUAAAGGGGACAAAGGUCUUUCAGGGAUUCCCGGCACACCAGGAUUUCCAGGACCCAAAGGUGAAGCUGGACGCGUCAUUUCUCUGCCUGGUUCUCCAGGAGCAGAUGGUAUUCCUGGCCCCCCUGGAAUUCAGGGCAUCCAAGGUGACAAAGGAGAUCCAGGGAUCCCAGGAACGCCUGGCCUGCCUGGUGAAAAAGGCCAGACAGGUCCACCAGGAAUAGGGUUUCCUGGCUCGCCAGGGCUCCCAGGUUUUCCUGGUCAGUCAGGCCCACCAGGUGUAACUGGAGAAAAGGGAGAACCCGGUUCUCCAGGGUUACCAGGUGCACAAGGGUCACACGGACAAAAGGGUGAACCUGGAUUAGGUCUCCCAGGCCCUAAAGGUUUUCCUGGUCCACAAGGACGAGAUGGCCUUCCUGGAUCAAAAGGUGAUCGAGGCUUACCUGGCAUACCAGGAGAAAAAGGAUUUCCAGGUGUGACUGGCCAGCCAGGAUCCCAUGGUGACCCUGGUCCUUCUGGAAUACCAGGUCUACAGGGCUCCCCCGGUUUACCAGGAAUAGGCCCUCCUGGCCCUCCUGGGGUUCCAGGACAAUCUGGUCCUCCGGGACCAAUAGGACCUCCAGGAAGCAAAGGGGAAAGAGGCUACCCGGGUGUUCCUGGGCUAGACAUGCCAGGGUCCAAAGGAGAUAAAGGUAGCCAAGGAUCUCCGGGGCUGCCAGGAUUACAAGGGCUGCCAGGCCUGCCUGGCCCACAAGGACAAGAAGGGCGCCCUGGUGCCCCAGGAAUCAAAGGAGAAAUGGGAGUUAUGGGCACACCUGGAAGCCAGGGUCCUCCUGGUCCUUCAGGAUCUUCUGGAGCUCCAGGUGAAAAAGGUGACAGGGGUUUUCCUGGAGCUGUGGGGCUCAGAGGUGAUCCUGGCUCAAAGGGUGAAAAGGGUGAAGCUGGUCUACGAGGAGAACCAGGAAAAAUGGAUCAUGUAGACAUGGAAAGCAUGAAAGGCCAAAAAGGAGAUAAAGGAAGUAAAGGACAACUGGGACCUUUAGGAGAGAAGGGAACUGCAGGGGAUCCUGGCACACCAGGAAUGCCAGGGAAGGAUGGGGAGCCUGGUCUACCUGGACAAACAGGGCCAAAAGGGGACCAAGGCCCUCCAGGAUACCAGGGUGAACCAGGAGCUCCUGGACAGAAGGGGUCCAUGGGAGAAAUGGGUCUCCCAGGACCAUCAGGAGAAAAGGGUGUGCAAGGCCUUCCUGGUGAGGCAGGGAAACAUGGGUUACCUGGAGCAAAAGGUGUGAAAGGUGAAAAAGGGCAGGCUGGGCUUCCAGGAAUUGGCUUCCCCGGGGCUCCUGGUGAGAAGGGAGACCCAGGAAAGACAGGUAUUCCUGGCGUGCCUGGAGAGAAAGGUGAAAGAGGUGUUCCAGGAAUUCCAGGCAUCCCUGGCUCCCCAGGUGCCAAAGGGCUACCAGGUCUUCAGGGUUCUCCAGGUAUUCCAGGAAUCCCAGGUGAAAAAGGUGGAAAGGGAUUACCAGGCUUAGAUGGUUUUCCUGGCUUAAAAGGAGAAAAAGGUGACCUUGGGCCUGAAGGUCCCCCAGGAGCUCCUGGAGAAAGGGGCCAGCCAGGACACGAUGGAAUCCCAGGCUCACCUGGUGCAAAGGGUGACCCAGGUAUUCCUGGUAGAGGACUUCCUGGACUUCCAGGUGCAAAGGGAGAACGAGGUGCAAAAGGAGAUGUGGGCUCCCCUGGCUCCCCAGGAAGCCCAGGGAUUCCUGGUACAAAGGGAGAAGCAGGAUUUCCUGGCCCUCAGGGUCCUUCAGGCCAACCAGGUGUUCCUGGAUUGCCAGGCAAAAUUGGAGAGGGACCUAAGGGUGACCGGGGACCUCAAGGCCGACCUGGGCUUCAAGGAAUUCCUGGGCCACAAGGCUCUCCAGGUGCUCCAGGAUUACAAGGAGUCAAAGGAGAAAAAGGAAACCCAGGAUGGCCAGGAACACCAGGAAGACCUGGACUCAAAGGUGACCAGGGGCAGCAAGGAAUCCCUGGCAAUGCUGGCUUUCCAGGAGCUGCUGGCCCAAAAGGUGACAUGGGGCCUUCUGGAAUUCCAGGCCCUCAAGGUCCAAAAGGUUCUUCAGGUGUUCCUGGACUCAAAGGAGAACAAGGUGACCAAGGGUUUCCCGGAGCUAAAGGUUUUCCAGGCCCACCAGGUCCUCCAGGCCCCUUCCUACUCUUGAAAGGUGAACCAGGUGAACCUGGUCCUGUAGGCCCAGUAGGCCCUAAGGGAUUUCCUGGUCCUCCAGGCCCAAAAGGCCAACAAGGUGUAACGGGACCUGUGGGUGUGACUGGUCUCCCAGGCACUCCGGGAUUUGAUGGAAUGCCAGGUCAGAAAGGAGAAACUGGUCCUGCUGGUCCUCCAGGUCCUAGAGGCUUUCCUGGCCCACCUGGUCCUGAAGGCAUGCCAGGGUCAAUGGGUCCACCAGGGAGUCCCUCUGUAGCUCACGGUUUCCUUGUGACCAGGCACAGCCAAAGCACAGAGGAGCCAACAUGCCCAUCUGGAACAAGACUGAUGUUCCACGGGUAUUCUUUGCUUUAUGUACAAGGAAACGAACGGGCCCAUGGUCAGGACUUGGGCACAGCUGGGAGCUGUCUACGUAAAUUCAGCACAAUGCCUUUCCUGUUCUGCAACAUUAACAGUGUAUGCAAUUUUGCCUCAAGGAAUGAUUAUUCUUACUGGUUAUCUACCCCUGAGCCAAUGCCAAUGAGUAUGGCUCCUAUUACAGGAGACAACAUCAGGCCUUUCAUCAGUCGGUGUGCUGUAUGUGAAGCUUCUGCAAUGGUGAUGGCAGUUCACAGUCAAACAAUUCAAAUUCCACCAUGUCCAGAAGGAUGGAGAUCACUGUGGAUAGGCUACUCCUUUGUGAUGCACACCAGUGCUGGUGCAGAAGGCUCAGGGCAAGCUCUGGCAUCUCCAGGUUCCUGUCUGGAAGAGUUCCGCAGUGCUCCCUUCAUAGAAUGCCACGGCAAGGGCACCUGCAAUUAUUAUGCAAAUGCUUACAGCUUCUGGCUUGCCACUAUUGAGAGAAAUGAAAUGUUCAAGAAACCUACUCCUUCCACACUAAAAGCAGGAGAUCUACACUCAAAUGUUAGCCGUUGCCAAGUAUGUAUGAGAAGAACAUGAGAUUCCAGUUGUACCUAAUAUCACAAUAUGGUGCUAUUGUGUUAACAGCGUGAAGCUUAGGCAUAUAUCCUAUGUACCUCAUUGUCACCCAGCAUGAAAACUGUCAAGUGCCUUACAGGAACCUGCCUAACUAAACUCUACUUCUUGGCUCUUUACUUGCUGAAGAUGAAGAUGAUACACUUCAAAUGUCACUUUUGAAUAAACAUUAUCUUAUAAAUGAA
Podarcis raffonei (Aeolian wall lizard) is the source of this 5371-nucleotide messenger RNA. RefSeq names its product collagen type IV alpha 1 chain (gene COL4A1). The record is from RefSeq and is a predicted model, not a curated record. Gene Ontology annotation, molecular function: extracellular matrix structural constituent. The transcript has 52 exons. The coding region runs from base 99 to 5150 and encodes 1683 amino acids. Gene Ontology annotation, cellular component: collagen trimer. Lineage: Eukaryota; Metazoa; Chordata; Lepidosauria; Squamata; Lacertidae.